Molecule: messenger RNA, 1500 nt
Organism: Babesia ovata
Lineage: Eukaryota; Apicomplexa; Aconoidasida; Piroplasmida; Babesiidae
Product: ribosome binding protein
Exons: 1
Coding region: 1-1500 (499 amino acids)
Source: RefSeq, a predicted model, not a curated record
AUGCUCCACUGGCUGGUUGGGUUGAACCAAAAGGGGUAUGUUGGGAUUAUUAAAAAGCAUAUUGAAGACCUUUUGAGGGAGCUUAACGAGGAUGCCUCACAGCUCUCAGAUGCCCUCGAGGUCACUGGGGAUCCCACUCAGCUGACCGCUUCCCAUAUCUCCAACACUCUGACACAGGCGUGUCUCUACUCUGCCAGCGUUCUCCACAGGAUUAGGUAUAAAGACAUUUCGACAGCUGUUUCAACCCUUGACUUCAGCUCAGAAUAUUCCAAGCUUUAUUAUUCCGCCGACCCCGCCCGCCUCCUCUGCCAGCUGCGGGACUACGUGUACGCCUGCUACCACCAGUUGGCGUUCCUAAAGGCGCAGUGUAAUCGGAAGGAAUCUGAAGGUGGUUGGCAGGAUUGUCCGUACGGCCGUGAUGCCAAGAUGUCCCCCCUCCAGGCCUUCCUGACUGACGCCCCCGACUCCAAGUUCGAGACACAUCCCUUCGACCCGUGCGACAUCUGCCGCAAGACCCGCGUCAACAUGGGAUUCAAGAGGGAGGAUUUGCCUGCAUCUCAGCAAACUGGCAACAUACUCAACGACAUCCUCACUCCCACCUGCGGCGGCGAUGAUCCCCUGCUGAGAUUGGCCUCCUACCUCACCUGCCUCACCAGGCGGACGCCGCGCACCACCGGGGAGCUUGUCUCGUUCUUCCACAACUUCGGGAAUGAGCUGCAUUCAUCAUCUUCACAGUUGUCCACGCUAGGAUCCGCCCUCUCCGAGCCACAUCCUCAUUACCCCGACUGGGACCGUCUCAAAGACGCCGACCUCCAAGCCAUCAGGGAAGCCCGGGGCUCCGCCCCUCCCAACUCCAACCACAACCACGACGAGGACCAUCCCAUGACCCUGUCCACGCUGCUUGGAUGCGGCAUCGAUAACGUCAACUGCCCACAGCAUAUGAAGCCCAUCACCUACCGGGCCUACGCCCUGUACUCCAAGGCCUUCGCCCACCACUACCUCAGCUGGACGGCCUACCUGGCAGACAGACUUCACGAGUCACUGCUCAAGCUGCAAGAUGAUCUCGAGAACCUUCAAUGUCACGACUCCAAGUCCAAGCCCCUCCACCAGUGUGACAAGGCCCUGCCCCUCCUCUACUCUCACGGGUUCACGCCGCCAGACGGGACACUGCAUUCCUCACUCACGUGUUCUGAGCUCAUCACCAAGCUGGAAGAAGUGGUCGCCGGAGAGCCUAUCGCAGGCCUCAUGACCGCCAUGGACACAUUCCUCUAUCGCAUCCGUGCGCCCUUCCUCUUCUGCCUCGUCACGCUCUGGCUCAUCGCCACGCUCUACAUCCUCCACUCACUACUCUACCGCAUGGACGUGCUGCGCAUCCGCUCCCACCUACUCACCACCAGGGCCUCCCACCUCAUCGACGUCAAGGCGCUGCUCGCCGGCAGCCGCAGGAUGCUCUCACUCUACAAGGACGUCGACUACUUCGACGAUGACUUUCACUCAUGA